Coccinella septempunctata (seven-spotted ladybird) is the source of this 758-nucleotide messenger RNA. RefSeq names its product peptidyl-tRNA hydrolase 2, mitochondrial-like. Lineage: Eukaryota; Metazoa; Arthropoda; Insecta; Coleoptera; Coccinellidae. Gene Ontology annotation, cellular component: cytosol; mitochondrion. Bases 44 to 574 code for a protein of 176 amino acids. The record is from RefSeq and is a predicted model, not a curated record. Gene Ontology annotation, molecular function: peptidyl-tRNA hydrolase activity. The transcript has 3 exons.
CUCACAUAAAUUUGAGGUUAGAGGAAGGGAAAAUCUCAGGUAAAUGAUGGGAAUAGUUACUAGCACUUCUUACCUAGCGGUUUUCAGCGCUGGAACUCUAGUAGGAAUAACUUCUACUUUGACGUUACUUAAAUUCUUGCCAAGAAUAAGGAAAAAAGGCUACAAGCAGUGGGAGAAAGGACAAGAAGAAAAAUUCGAGUUUGAGCCCAUAUCGGCAAAUGAUGAAUAUAGAUUAAUUUUAGCAGUGCGGAAUGAUUUGAAAAUGCAGAAAGGUAAAAUAGCAGCACAGUGUGGUCAUGCUUCGGUAGCUGCAUACGCCAAAGUUCUGCACGAAAGACCAGAUUUGUUACCUCUAUGGUAUCGACAAGGUGGUACUAAAAUAGCAGUUAAAAUAGAUUCAGAAGCUGAGCUAUUCAAGUUAGUUGAAGAAGCUAAAAAACUAGACGUUUUAACUAGUGUUGUCAGGGAUGCAGGACAAACACAGGUAGCGCCAGGUACAAGAACAGUGAUAGCUGUUGGACCUGCACCUAAAAGUAUUCUGGAUAAAAUAACUGGAAAUUUGAAAUUACUGUGAUUAUUUUGUUUGUCAACAAAUACUGCCAAGCAAGUUUGCUAGUUUAGAAAUCCUGAGGGUUUUAUAGAUGACCAAUCAUUGAUGUUACAUGUUGAGAUUCUGUUCAUCAUAUUAUACUUCAUUUGUGAACAUGUAGGUUCACAUUUUGUAAAAAAAACACUAUAAUAAAAAAUUAUAAGUUGUA